Messenger RNA from Carassius carassius (crucian carp), 1632 nucleotides. Its product is annotated as gastrula zinc finger protein XlCGF8.2DB-like. Gene Ontology annotation, biological process: regulation of transcription by RNA polymerase II. The coding region runs from base 322 to 1401 and encodes 359 amino acids. The transcript is spliced from 2 exons. The record is from RefSeq and is a predicted model, not a curated record. Gene Ontology annotation, molecular function: DNA-binding transcription factor activity, RNA polymerase II-specific; RNA polymerase II cis-regulatory region sequence-specific DNA binding. NCBI's taxonomy places the organism in Eukaryota, Metazoa, Chordata, Actinopteri, Cypriniformes, Cyprinidae.
ACACUAUAUUUACUAUGAAUUACUAGAGUAUUUAUCAUGAGGGUCAUUUUCCCGCCUCUCUCUCCAGUCCAGCGUGUGGCGCUAAAACACACGUGUGUUUGUCAAACACCAUUAGACCUCAGAAGAAGAAGAUUCGUUUCACGCGCUCUCUGUUGUUUUGUUGUGGUGCUGUUUUAAUACAAACGGAUAGAAAUAGUUUCAAUAAACAGAAAAAUACAGUUUUUGAAUCAGAUCAGUAAAUCUCUGAGAUAUUCUCAUCAUCACAGUCGUGACCAGGUUUUGAAGCCAGGAGAAAUAUAUAGAGAGGAGUAUCAGCUGAAGAUGGAGUUUGUUAAAGAGGAGAUUGAGGAGAACACGAGUGAAAUAAAAGAAGAGGAACCAGAAACCUGGAGAAUAAAAGAAGAGGAACCAGAAACCUGGAAAAUAAAAGAAGAGGAACCAGAAACCUGGAAAAUAAAAGAAGAGGAACCAGAAACCUGGAAAAUAAAAGAAGAGGAGCCAGAAACCUGGAAAAUAAAUCACGAACCAGAAACCUGCACAAUAAAAGAAGAGGAAAGAGGAGAGUUGAUUGAAGAUAAUGGGAAAGAAGAUUUGAGUGAAUCUGAGGAGGAAAAUCAUGCCAAAAGUGGAGAAAAACCCAUUCAGAAAGAUUUAAAGAAAAGAGCCAAGGAAUCUUUCACCUGCACUCAGUGUGGAAAGAGUUUCGCAUUCAAAUGUUUUCUCGAGCGACACAUGAGAGUUCACACUGGAGAGAAACCGUUCACUUGUGAUCAGUGCGGGAAGAGUUUCACACACUUACCUUACCUUAAGAAACACAUGAACAUCCACACUGAAAAGAAAAUAUUUCUAUGUGAUCAGUGCGGAAAAACAUUUUUGUGGGCUACAGUCCUGAAGAAACACCUGAGAGCUCAUAAAAAGGAGAAGCCAUAUUUGUGUCAUAUGUGUGGAAAGAGUUUUUCACAACUACAAAAUAUGAAAAAACAUCAGAAAAUACACACUGUUGUGAGAGAGCACUUCAAGUGUUCACACUGUGACAAGAGAUUCAGUCAGUCGUCACAUCUGAAAGCACACGAGAGUAUCCACACUACAGAGGAACCGAACACUUGUUUUGAGUGCGGGAUGAGUUUCACACAAUCAGCCAAACUUAAGCUACACAUGAACAUUCACAAGCGGCACACCUGUGUUCAGUGUGGCAAAACAUUUCCGUGGGCUUCAGAUCUGAAGAAACACAUGGAAGUUCAUACAAAUGAGAAGCCACAUUCAUGUAAUCUGUGUGGAAAGAGUUUUACAUUACUACAAAGUUUGAACAAACAUCAGAAAAUACAUACUGGUGUGAAAAAAAAGAAUAAAUGUGCUUUGAGUGUGAAAACACUUUUACUUCAGCUUAGGGCUACACGAUAAUGGUUAAACUGAUAAUCACAAUUAGUUUGAUAACUAUAAUCACGUUUGUUAACAAUUAUUCUAUUAAAAGGGUAGAUGCAACGCGAUAACAUUUAAUGUGUCCUUAAACCAAGCUCUACUGAAUACAUGACUUCAUAUAGCAAACUAUGAUAAUGUGAAAGUCAUGGUUUUGUAAUCUGUAUUAACAUUAGAUGAUUUUUUUUUUCUUUAAGAGAACAGAACAAGUAACAA